Molecule: messenger RNA, 6723 nt
Organism: Ornithodoros turicata
Lineage: Eukaryota; Metazoa; Arthropoda; Arachnida; Ixodida; Argasidae
Product: ubiquitin carboxyl-terminal hydrolase 47-like
Exons: 38
Coding region: 147-4508 (1453 amino acids)
Biological process (GO): protein deubiquitination
Cellular component (GO): cytosol; nucleus
Molecular function (GO): cysteine-type deubiquitinase activity
Source: RefSeq, a predicted model, not a curated record
GUUUGAUUUUCUGCCCUAAAAGAGGUAGGGAUCAGUAUAUCAGUACGGCAUCAUGUGUGUGAAUUUCGUGGUGUGAGCGGUGUGCCUUCAGUUCUUUUACUCGUACUCUUAAAAUAGCAGCAAGUUGAGUGACAUUCGUUCCAAACAUGGUGCCGGGAGAGAAUACACAUCCUGUUCCUGCCGAGGUACCUACUACAGCGGUAGAGCCGCAAGCAACAUGCGUAGUUCAAGAUAUGAGAAAUGAACAGCUCAACCGAAAAGUGACUCUCUCCUUGCCCUGCUCAACAACAGGAUUGGAACUGAUGCAUGCUGUCAGUGAAAAGUUCUCCUACAGUCCAGAUUCUUCCGAGCUGGUGUUUCAGAGAUGGAGACUCCCACAGCGGCCCAAAGAUGGAGAUAAAGAGGGAUCGGUGGAUGUUCGCCUGCACAAGGAGCAAACGCUAGAGGACAUGGGCUUCCAGUGUCACAGCAUGAUACAAAACAUGUUGGCUAUUUAUGAUAGAAAUAGAGAACCACCAAAAGAACUUACGGUACCUACUACAGUGGAAGAGGCACAAGCAACUUGCAUAGUUCGAGAUAUGACAACUGGACAGAUGCACAGCCCAAAGGUAACACUGUCCCUGCCCAGCUCCACGACAGCAUUGGAAUUGAUGCACGCUGUCAGUGAAAAGUUCAACUAUAGUCCAGAUUCUUUUGAGCUAUUAUUUCAGAGGCUCAAGGAUGGAGAUUCGGUGGCCGUUCACCUGCACACGGAGCAAACGCUAGAGGACAUGGGCUUCCAAUGUGACAGCAUUACACGAAACAUUUUGGUUAUUUAUGACAGAAAUAGAGAGCCACCAAAAAAGCUUAUGGCGCCACCUCCUCAGGAAGAGAUAGAGUCGGAGGAAAUGCCACCAGCCGCAGAAUGGGGUCACCGAAGGCCACUGUGUGACAACAAGAGGCCGCUAAAAGACGAUAAAUAUGUUAACACCCACUACAAGGAAGUUGGUUAUGUGGGUCUCGUGAACCAGGCCAUGACGUGCUACUUGAACAGUUUGCUUCAGACAUUGUACAUGACACCAGAGUUUAGAAAUGCGCUGUACAGGUGGGAAUUUGAUGGCACAGAUGAGGAUGGUGUGAAGAGUAUCCCUUUUCAGUUACAAAAGCUGUUUCUUCUGUUGCAGACUUCAUCCAAGCCUGCAAUUGGUACAACAGACCUCACAACAAGUUUUGGCUGGGACAGCAGUGAAGCUUGGCAGCAGCAUGAUGUGCAGGAGCUUUGUAGAGUUAUGUUUGAUGCCCUCGAGCACAAAUUCAAGAACACUGAUCAGGCCAAGCUCAUAUGCCAGCUCUACGAGGGAAAGCUAAAAGACUACGUUAAGUGCCUAGAGUGUGGCAAUGAGAGUGCUCGUGAAGACACGUUUUUGGAUAUUCCGCUCGUCGUGAGACCCUUUGGCUCGAGCCAGGCUUACGGAAGCGUGGAGGAAGCACUGUGCGCAUUCGUCACCCCGGAGACCUUGGAAGGAUCAAACCAGUACUUUUGUGAAAGGUGCGGCAAAAAGUGCGACGCUCACAAGGGGCUCAAGUUCAUCAAGUUCCCCUACCUCCUCACCCUUCAACUGAAGCGCUUCGACUUUGAUCCGGUCACCAUGCAUCGAAUUAAACUCAAUGACAAGGUUACGUUUCCGGAAAUUUUGAACUUGAACCAGUUCAUCAAGACGGAAAGCGAACAGCAGGACGUUGGUGCCGGCGACGACGCGGACACCACGGACAGUGGAUCUGCGCUUGAUGACGACUCGCUGGCUUGUUCGUCUGGCGCUAAGCCUUCUCCCACAGAGCGUCCGUGCGACGAGAGUGACGACGAAGGCAUUGACGUGGACGGGAACUCUGACGGCCCUGCCAAUAACCGGUUUAUCAGAAGGCCGAAUGAGAAGGGUCCUUAUGUCUACGAGUUGUUUUCCAUCAUGGUGCACUCUGGGAGUGCGAAUGGCGGACACUAUUACGCCUACGUCAAGUCUUUCAGAGACAACCAGUGGUUCUGCUUCAACGAUGCUCAAGUGUCCGGCGUCACGUACGAUGAAAUUCGGAAGACCUACGGUGGUGGACCUGGUAGAAGCGGCUACUACUUCAGUGCAUAUUCUAGCUCAACCAAUGCGUACAUGCUGAUGUACCGUCAGAUAGACAAGGAACACAAUGCAGCAGCGAUGGUUCCUGAAGAAUUUCCACAGCACAUCAAAGACCUCCUAAGGCGAAUGGAAGAAGCUGAAGAACACGAAAGGCAACAAAGGGAAAUUGAACGAUCCAAGUGCCGGAUCAAACUAUUCUGUGCUCACCCACUGAAGCACACAAUGAAAGAGAUGAAACUGAAGGUUGACAAAGAUACAUCACUCCAAGAAACUACAGAAACUGCCCACAAGAUCAUGGGUCUGCAAGGUGUCGUUCCCUUGGAGUGUUGCCGACUGGUAAUGUACGACGACUGUGCAGAGUCGCUGGAAUGUUCUUUCGAGGACUGCGAAGAUCAACCCAUCGGAGAAAUCUUGGGUGGCGUCAAAAGCACAUAUCAGUUUGACUUACUGCUGGAGAUUCGAAAGCCGCACGAAACCUUCCAGGCGUACAAGCCAGGAGGGACAACCGUGAAGGUGUAUAAUGUCAUCCUGGAGCGUGAAGACAUUGGUCAGGCAACCAUUGUGCGCGGUCUCAAGUCGCAGACGGUCGAAGAGUUCAAAGCGCAAGUUGCUACGCAACUAGGGCUUCCUUCUCCGAACAUGCGAAUGGUGGUGGAGAGGUACCACAAUGAUCUCUUCUUCCUCUCAAGUCCAGAGAAGACAUUGAAAUCUGAGGGAUUUGGCAAAAGCAAUACUGUGUACAUUGAAUGUUACGAUGAAGAUGAUGCAAAGAAGGAAUUUAGAGAUUCACAUUUCUUUGAGAUCCUGGAUCGCCAAAUGCACACAAUCAUGGUGCAUGUUGAUUUGCCUUCAGCAGAUCAAGUGGCCCAAGAACGUCAUCAUGUCCCAGCCCCGAAAGAACCACGGCCAUGGAAUGUUGAUGACGAUAGUGGAACGUUGGCGAGAACACAGGCACAGGCUGCUGGAACGAGCGAUGACUAUGACAGUGACCUCUGUGAUUCCUCUUCUUCUGGAUGUCAGGGAGGAGGAGGCGACCAGUCAGAAGACUCGAGCUUGACAGACAGUGAGCGCACCCUCGUCGGCGAUGACAUUUCUCCCAGGAACAAUUCUCCCGAUUUUGUCUUGGACAGGGAGACCGAGCUUUCACAGCUCGGGCCUUCAGGACCACCCAACGACAUCAGCAAGAACCUCGAAGAAGAGCUGCAUAAUCCCUCGUCCAAGGAAGACGCACGUGUGUUAGACAACACAACUGCUUUUAAUGGAGGAGAUGACUAUGUCCAGCCUGUUGAAGCUUUACCGAAAGAGGAGCCCCGGCGAUACUUCCGCGCAAGACCUUACACAGACCCCGAGGAUAACAGUCGACAGUUGAGAGUCUUCGUCGACAAACGAAUUACCUUUGGAGGCCUAAAAAAAGAAUUGGAGCCGUACGUAGGUGUCAGUGCAGACUAUUUCAAAGUGUUUAGGAUAUAUUCAAAUAAUCAAGAGUUUGAAUGUACGAAGCUCACAGACAAUAUGAUUUCGUACACGAACGAUGAAAAGUUUGAAAUCAAGCUUGGAAGGGCACUGAGGUCCGGAGAACAUCGUCUAAAGAUAUAUCUUCUUACUCCCACGGCUGCGGAGCCAAGCAAGUUUUUACUGGACUGGAUUAUUCCAAAAGGAGCCCCAGUACAACAAGUGAAGAAAGAAAUCUUGCCCGAGAUAAAGGAGAGAUGUCAGUUGGAUAUUCCCUUGAACAGGUGCCGGUUACGGAAAAAGACAUCUACCAACCCUGGAGCAGUCUACCUCAACUCCGGCAAGUUUGACGAGGAUGUUCCAACGUUCCUGUCGUAUGAGGUCUUCCUUGAGGUUCUGCCAGGACCUGAUAAGGUGAUCUCUUCGUCGAACAUGGCCCUGUUUGUUCGAAGGUGGCGACCCUCUACGUUCACGUUUGAUCCUCUUGACGAACUUGUUCUUGAACAGCGAACCUUUAAUUGCCUGAAAGAAACAUUAUCUACACAUAGUGGCAUCGAAAAGGACAAUUUGGAAGUUGCCAAGUGCCCUGGUCCCUUCCCGUGCACCGUGUCGUCGUUGACAGUAAACACAGAAACAGAAUGGCAUGGGACCGCGACUUCUUUGUGUUCCUGGCCACUCUAUAUCAAUGAAGACGGCCUCGUGGUAUUAUACAGGGAUAAGACUGAGCCCGUAAGAGAAUUAACGGAAGAAGAAAAGCGCGAAAUCACAAACAGGGAAACCGCACGAAUGAGCAGGAGCAUGAUGACAGUGCCUUCUCCGAGGAAGGAGAAAGCACUCAAGAUCUAUGUGGGAAGCCCUCCCAGUACAAGCACGCUGUCACAGAACCCUAGUAACAGUGUCCAGUCGCAAACACAAUCCGCCCAUCACGCAGUGCCUCUAGAUUUGGAUUGAAGGAAGUGAUGCUCGGACUCUUUUUGAGACAGAGUGCCACCGUGUCACGGCCACGAAAUUGUAGAUGUGUGUCACCAGGUGAUGCAGUGCUGCUUGCGAUCCCUACUUCCUCCCUCAAAGAAAAAAAGAAGUGUGUCUUUUGUACAUGAGCUCCUGCCGUAGGAACGCUUCCAAACACUGUUUGCCUCUCCAAGAAAAGGGUGCCACGGGACUGCGGAUCGUGAAGAACUGUCCUGCUUAGGAAAUGAUUGAAACACUUUGCAAGGGCAUACCCUGUGUAGGGCAGUGUAAGUAUUCUGUUGCAUUUUGCAGCAUGAUUUGACAUGCUGCUGAAGAAUCAAAUCUCCUCACUAUGGGCUUCUGUUUUUGUUGCUUGCCAGAGUGAUAUAUUUGUUUUGAGACUGGAGUGGACAUUAGUAACUGAACUUGCGUUUGGUUGUUAGAGGUGGUAACAGCGAGAGAGGGUCUUUCGCUCUGUAAGAUAAGCUGAUGAACGAAAUUUUUAGUGGUGAUGUUCCGUCACUCAGUUGUUCGCUUUUUUAAUCAUUUAAUUAUGUCGGUGAGCACUACAAAACCUUGUGUGUUGCAUUGGAGAUUAUGCUAGCUAUCACACCGAAAGUGGUGUACAACGAAACUGUGCAUUGAACAAGGGGCUUUGGGGAGGGUUGUCUGUCAGCAUUCUUAUACGUAUAAUUCUAUUGAAUUGGUUUAUGGCACAUGUUUAAAGCGCUCGUUUACUUCGAAAUGUUUAGUCAUCAGAUUUUGUAGGGCGGCAGCCAGUGUGGUACAUCAGCACAUUGUCCUUUGAGAAUCACACCAACCACCACGAUUUUGAGCCAGCGGGCAGUUUCGACCGGACAAAGCGAUUUUGUUGUUCCCACCCCCUGCAAUGUGCAGUUCACCUUGUGUGUUUAAUGUUUCUACCCGUUAAAGCUUUCUUUGUAACAAAUGUUUGAGGUAGAGUGCAAGCCGGCAGACAGAGGGUCUCUUGACAAGUUCAUCGUGCCGAGCCUUGCAUUGCCAAAAUAUUACCACACACUAGUAGUCUAUAAUUUUGAUGUUGUUACUGCCCUACUGAGUCUGCUAAACUCAAGAAGGAAUCAGUUGAGUCAGUUAUGGAAAAGUAGUCGAUGUGUUGAACUGUCAGCAGCCUGUGUUCGAGGCGCUUUUAUUAGUGUUUUGUUUUUUGUUUUUAAUGGGAGGUAACAGAGUACAACAGCUCUUUGUUCCUUUUAACUUCUAUGUCCCUAUGCAUCCUUAAUUUAUGUAUAUGACAAUGUUUGUGAGCGGGUCUAUGUUAUGUUAUAAGUUAUCGGUAAGUUAAGACCGGGCCUGGCUCGUUGUAGUGCUUGCGCAAAAAAGGAGGGCAUUGGAACACUGUCCAGCUUUCUGCAACAACAGUUCUGUUCAGCUUACUUCCCCUCAGACUUAAGGAGGGAUACCACGCCUGUAAUGGUUUUUACGAAUGUAGAUGGCGCCACAUGUACCCGCGGAUAGGUUUUCUCAACGGUGUUCAUUGGCGCACUCACCAUGCCCUGCGUGGGGCUGUGUAGUCCCUAUCAACGCGGGUGACCUCACUCUUGAGAGGCUCAAGGGAGAGUGCAAGCCAGAGGGCACUUACGAGAAACAGGAUCAUACUCAAGAACCCACUCUAGUGUUCCCGUGAGAAUCAUGCAUUCAAUUGUGCUGGCAGUUUUCGUAAGAAUUCUAGUUCCAUGGCUUUUCAUGUAGAAUUGUAUUCUUUUAAUGUAUCGAGGCAGAUGGCAUAGAUACAAAAUUUAAACCCAGUGAAGUCAUGCAGGGCACCAGGCAAGGCAUCAGAAACUCAAUGAUGCCGCAGAUAUGGAAUUUACCGUGACUCGUGCGACAUGCUAAACUGCUCCGUAUUAUAUUAACAUAGUUCUCAUGGAAGCGCUAUGGUGGGUUGUUGCAACACAUCCCUGCUUAAUUUUGUUGAAAUAAUUUGUAUGAAAAACAAAUUUCACUUUUUAUUGUCACUAAUUCCCCAAUCAGUUACCAUAAUAGACCUGACAGUGAGGAGACUGAUCAGGUAAUCGAGCGUACAAUUACAUUAUUAGAAAAUCAUCGGGACACUGGGACACCUCAAACUGCAAGCUCCAUCUUGUGUGUGUGGAGCGCCAACUGUAUUAUCACAGUUGAUAUUGUAAAAGAGAAAUUACAUCUUUGUAGCAAAUAAAAUGUCAUUUCAAAAAUC